AUGAUCGAGACUCGACCAUCUGAGCUGCACCGGUUGCUAGAGCACGACGUGCACGAAGGCGCCGACUACGACGCAGUCCGCAAGACGCUGUCGCUUCCGUCGAAUGCGACGGGACCUUCUGCGGAAGGAUCUUCGUCGCGCAAGUUCAGCUGGCGGACGUUGUGGGCUUAUGCUGGACCGGGAUGGCUCAUGAGCAUUGCCUACGUGGACCCUGGCAACCUCGAGAGCGAUCUCCAAGCAGGAGCGUAUGCCGGAUAUCAGCUCACGUGGGUCCUGUGUGGCGCUACAGCAAUGGGCUUCUUCCUCCAGUUGCUUGCGGCUCGACUGGGUGUUGUCACGGGCAAAAACUUGGCGGAAAUGUGCACGACAGUCUUCCCGCGGUGGGCGUCACUCACACUGUGGAUCAUGACGGAAAUUGCAAUCGUUGGCAGUGAUGUGCAGGAAGUGUUGGGCUCCUCCAUUGCGUUUCAGGUGCUGUUCAACUUCCCUCUGUGGCUUGGCUGUCUGAUCACAGGCUUUGACACCUUUACGUUCUUGCUGCUCCACCGCUACGGGAUCCGAAAGCUCGAAGCGCUGUUUGUUGCGUUGAUCGUGGUGAUGCUGGUCUGCUUUUGCGCCAACUUGGUCCGUGGGGACGUUGCAUCAGCAGACGUCAUGCGUGGCUUUGUGCCGCGCGUGGAUCACUACGCCGUGACGCAGGCUGUGGGCAUCAUCGGGGCGGUCAUCAUGCCACACAACAUCUUUUUGCACUCAGCCCUUGUGCAAUCUAGACAAGUGGAUCGACACAACGAACGCAACGUCCGCGAGGCGAACAAGUACUUCGCGAUAGAGGCCUGUCUGGCGCUGAUGGUGUCCUUCUUGAUCAACUUGGCAGUACUGGCCGUCUUUGCAAAGGGGUUCUUCUCGCCAGACUGCACCGCAUCUUUCGACACCAGCGGGGUCAACACAGCUUGCGUCUCGGUAGCUAUUGCUCAUGACAACACGUACGGGCGCUGCCAUCUUGCCAGCGGUGACGAAGGCUUGUGUCAGGAGAUCGGGUUAUCCCAGGCUGGCACGGCGCUCAGCGGCAUGCUAGGACAAUACGCUGACGUCGUUUGGGCAAUCGGUUUGCUGGCUGCAGGACAAAGCUCGACCAUGACAGGAACUUACGCGGGCCAAUUCGUCAUGGAAGGAUUUCUGCAGCUUCAGCUAUCACCGUGGAAGCGCGUGGCGCUCACCCGAUGUGUGUCGCUUGUUCCUGCACUGACUGUCGCAAUCUUGAGCCAGCAAACCCCUGCGGAUAGUGACCACAUGGACGAGUUGCUCAACGUGCUGCAGUCCAUCCAGCUUCCAUUUGCUUUACUUCCAGUACUGAUCUUCACGAGCUCGCGUGCCAUCAUGGGAGGCUUUGUGAACAACAAGGCAACGGUGGUAACUGGCUGGCUGUUGGCUGGUCUCGUGUGCGUCGUCAAUCUGUACUUGAUCUUCACGAAGCUGAAAACUCUAGCGUUUGGUGUCACGGGACUCGUUGCUGUGGGAUGCACUUGUUGUCUGUACUUUGGCUUCUUGGGGUAUCUCGUUCGUACUGGAAUGACUCUGGCCGCCGAUCGGACACGCACAGCCUCUCGCGAAUAUCAAGACUAG
This is a messenger RNA of Hyaloperonospora brassicae, 1623 nucleotides long. The record is from the annotation of a GenBank genome assembly. NCBI's taxonomy places the organism in Eukaryota, Oomycota, Peronosporomycetes, Peronosporales, Peronosporaceae.